Myotis brandtii (Brandt's bat) is the source of this 6066-nucleotide messenger RNA. It is a transcript of the gene ADCYAP1R1, whose product is annotated as adenylate cyclase activating polypeptide 1 (pituitary) receptor type I. The record is from RefSeq and is a predicted model, not a curated record. Gene Ontology annotation, biological process: cell surface receptor signaling pathway; adenylate cyclase-modulating G protein-coupled receptor signaling pathway. The transcript is spliced from 18 exons. The coding region runs from base 162 to 1736 and encodes 524 amino acids. Lineage: Eukaryota; Metazoa; Chordata; Mammalia; Chiroptera; Vespertilionidae. Gene Ontology annotation, cellular component: plasma membrane; neuron projection. Gene Ontology annotation, molecular function: G protein-coupled peptide receptor activity; peptide hormone binding; vasoactive intestinal polypeptide receptor activity.
CGGCCAGAGAGACCUAUAAGGACCGUAAGGACCUGCCUCCCUACUCCCAAGGCACAAGGACGCGCUGCGUGAAUUGGGAAGGCACCUUGGGCUGACCAGCGGCUGCUCUGAGUGGGAGGUGAGUGGUGCUGGCCUGAGCCUCCUUGUGGCUGAGAAGCACCAUGGCCAGCAUCGUAUGGGCCUCCCUGGCUGCUCUCCUGCUGCUGCCUCUGAUGGCCGCCAUGCACUCUGACUGCAUGUUCAAGCAGGAGCAGGUCCUGUGCCUGGAGAAGAUCCGGAAGGCCAACGAGCUGAUGGGCUUGAACGCCUCCUCCCAUGGCUGCCCUGGGAUGUGGGACAACAUCACGUGCUGGAAGCCCGCCCGCGUGGGCGAGAUAGUCCUGGUCAGCUGCCCCAAGUUCUUCCAAAUCUUCGAUCCAGACCAAGUCUGGGAGACAGAAACCAUCGGAGAGCUUGGUUUUGAAGACCUUAAGUCCUUGGACCUCUCAGGCAUGAGGGUGGUGAGCCGGAACUGCACGAAGGACGGCUGGUCGGAGACCUUCCCUCACUAUUUAGAUGCUUGUGGGUUUGAUGAAUAUAAUGAAUCUGAGUCUGGGGACCAGAGUUACUACUACAUGUCGGUGAAGGCCCUGUACACAGUUGGCUACAGCACGUCCCUCGUCUCCCUCACCACUGCCAUGGUCAUCUUGUGUCGCUUCCGGAAGCUGCAUUGCACCCGCAACUUCAUCCACAUGAACCUGUUCGCGUCCUUCAUGCUGAGGGCCAUCUCUGUCUUCAUCAAGGACUGGAUCCUGUAUGAGGAGCAGGACAACAACCACUGCUACAUCUCCACUGUGGAGUGCAAGGCCAUAAUGGUUUUCUUCCACUACUGCGUCGUGUCCAACUACUUCUGGCUGUUCAUCGAGGGCCUGUACCUCUUCACCCUGCUGGUGGAGACCUUCUUCCCCGAGAGGAGAUACUUCUACUGGUACACCAUGGUUGGCUGGGGGUCCCCAACCAUCUGUGUGUCGGUGUGGGCUGCGCUGAGGCUCUACUUUGACAACACAGGCUGCUGGGAUAUGAAUGACAGCACUCCUCUGUGGUGGGUGAUCAAAGGCCCCGUGGUUGGUUCCAUAAUGGUGAACUUUGGGCUCUUCGUGGGCAUCAUCUUCAUCCUCGUGCAGAAACUUCAGUCUCCGGACAUGGGAGGCAACGAGUCCAGCGUCUACUUAACAAAUAUAAGCCUGGGAGUCCCCAAGAAAGCCCGAGAGGACCCCCUGCCUGUGCCCUCAGACCAGCAUUCACCCCCUUUCCUCUGCGUGCAGAAAUGCUACUGCAGGCCAGAGCGGGCUCAGCAGCACUCUUGCAAGAUGUCAGAACUGUCCACCAUUACUCUGCGGCUGGCGCGGUCCACCCUGCUGCUCAUCCCGCUGUUUGGGAUCCACUACACGAUCUUCGCCUUCUCUCCCGAGUAUGUCAGCAAGAGGGAGAGGCUGGUGUUCGAGCUGGGCCUGGGCUCCUUCCAGGGCUUCGUGGUGGCUGUUCUCUACUGCUUUCUGAACGGGGAGGUGCAGGCGGAGAUCAAGCGUAAGUGGCGGAGCUGGAAGGUGAACCGCUACUUCGCCGUGGACUUCAAGCACCGGCACCCAUCCCUGGCCAGCAGCGGGGUGAACGGGGGCACCCAGCUCUCCAUCCUGAGCAAGAGCAGCUCCCAGAUCCGCAUGUCCGGCCUCCCGGCCGACAAUCUGGCCACCUGAGCCCCCUCCGCCCUCCUCUCCUCACGCCAGGCUGGGCUGCCGGUGGGCGCCGGCCACGCAUGUUGCCUCUUUUCUCCCUUCGGGCAGGCCCUGGGCCAGAAGCCGGGCUCCCCGAGGGGGGAGGAGGAUGCAGGUGCAGAGGGUAUUUCGCCCCCCUUCUAAUUUGGCGCUGGCCCCACCCACCACGGACCCCUGGGCCCUGACCCCACACGUGUAAAUACUCAUCAGAUGUGGGAAAGUUGUACCAUCCCGGUCCCUUCGUCCAGUGGCCCUGCCCACCCCCAGCAGGUCCCAGCUCCACCGCCCCCGCCCCCCCAGCCUCAGCGAGCGCCUGACCUGGUCCUGAGGCCGACACCCUUGCUUUGGGGGUUCGGGUGGGGCCUGCCGGACAGCCUCUCAGAGUGUCUGACUUUCGAGGGGACUCCUUGCCAGCGGGGGGCCCUUCUCAGGCCUGCCCGUCACCGAGGCCAUCCAGGGUCCCACGUGGAUGCCGGAGCGGCCUUCAGCGCAGGCCAGAUGUGAGGCCCUCCUGCUCGCCCAACCUCUCGGUGUCCGGGUGCCCAGCUCCUGGGUUUCGGGCGGUGGGACCGCUCCAGGGCGCUUCCUUUCUGAGACUGCAGUCUGGGUGCGGGGCUAAAGGUUGGGGAAUGUUCUGGUGCUUUUCAUUUGGCCCGUGGAAGACGGCCAAGAGCUGGAAAUGUGCAUCUGAUGGGAAGGAGAUGGACGGGGAAGGACCCAUGGAAGCCUUCACCAUCUCUGUGAUUCACCCGGACGCAUGUGGGCAGGGAAUCGCCCGGUAGCCUCUCUUCUGCCCCCCCCCUGCCCCCUCCCCCCUGCCCCAGGCAUCAGCUGUGGAAGGAGAGAUGGAUGCCUGGGAAUAACUGCUCCCCAGCCACAUCCACCACAUAGAACCCCAAGUCCUCCCAGCUCCCUUCCCCUCAGUCAAAGCCAUGACUAGGAUGAAGCACCUUAGCCCUCCGUGGGCCCCCUUACUCCCCCCCCCCUUGCCCCUCGCCACCCCGAGGAGCCCCAGCCACUAGCUCCUGGGGCUGCGCCUCAGCUAGGAAGUCUCUCUGAGACCAGGGCGAAAACCCCUGUGUGCUCUUGAGUCAUAGGAAAGAUGCUGGGGUGUCCUCGAUGCUGAAGGGGAAGCCACACCCUCCAUGCCUCUUAGGAGAAGCUGCAGAUAGAAGGAGUUGGGUACCCCAGCCCAGUCCUGGCCCCCCACAGUGUGAGGAGGAAAUGGGUCAGACCCAGGUGUGGGGUGGGGUGGAGGAUAGCGUCGGAGCGCCAUGCAUGCCUCGAGUGUGGGGACACCGCGUGUGGGCCUGGCGUCGUGCCGUGUCAGCUCUGAUGUCCCGGCUGAGUGUCUGUGGACUGGCUUCGUGGUCGUGGCCUGGGAUGCUGGGGAGCUGGGGUGGACGGUGAAGCUGGCUUUGUCUGGUGUGAGAAGGAGGAAGGGGCCUGGCUUGUGAGCUGCUCGUUAUUGGAGAGGCCGUCGGAGCGACCGGGUAAGGCUGAGCUGUGUGGGUUAGAGAACAGGAGGCCCUGGGUCUUUGGCAAAAUCAGAGGGUGAGGAGCUGCCUCCGCUUCCUGGGCACAUUGGUGACGCGGGCUGGCCGUGGGGUGUGCCGCGGUCCUUCCGUCUGGCCUCUGACCUCGUGACCCCCCUCCCCUGCUCUGCGAGACAAGUGUGUUACCCAAAGGGGUGUCCACGGGCCACCUUGCACUCCGAGGGGCCUGAGCGGCUUGGAAGGGGCCACAGCCUGGGAUUCAGAGACAGGGGGCCUGCCCCUGUCAGGCUCAGACCACUGGGCCUGUGGACAGAGCGCUCCCUGUCUGGGCCUCAGUUUCCCCAUUUGGGAGGUGAGGGGACUAAUGCGUCUCCGGGCUCUGUGCUUCCGUAAUCCUCCAGUCCAGGUGGAAAGCGGGUAAAGGGCGUCACCCAAGGUCUGGAUGUGUACGUUUGAGUAGGUGUGUGGGCGGCGCUGCUUAUUCUUAGGAAUGGAACAGCGGCCUCUUCCACGUGGACACCACAGUGGAAGCUGGUGGGCUGGAGGGAAGGGUCGGGCAAGGGACAACUGGACCAGUGCCUUGGGCAUGGUGUGCAGACCCAGCCCUGACCUUGGCCGGGACAGUGGUCACCUCCAGAUCAUGGGAGGGGGUCCCCCGAGCAUGGCCCUUGUUCCUCACCCUGCCCCAUCAGUAGGCCUGUUUCACUGUGAGAGAGAGGCUGUGACUUUCUAUGGAGACCACAGAUCAGCAAAAACAAAACCAGCCCCGAAUUCCCCGUGCUGCCGCCUGAGCCCUGGGCCUGGGUCCUCGUGGGCCCCAGGUUCCCGCUGGUUUGUCACUUUGUUUUUCUCUCUGAACCAACGAUUGCCCGUCGUGUCAGCCGAGGUCCCUGCCGCAUUUGGGAUGUUCCAGGAGGCUAGGCAGCUGGCCUUCAGGGUCACAGGCAUGGGGGGCGAGAGCAUGAGGUCCGGGGACAGCCUCGCCCUCUGGUCCUUUGUUUUCAAAUCUGUAAAAUGGACAGUAAGACUAGCUGGUUUGUCCCGUCCAUUGCACCUCUGGAUUCUCCGUCUAAACACCAGUCAUCUGCUGGGAAUGGGCCCCGGCAAGGAUCUGUGUCUGCCUGGUGUGGGAAGGAUGAGAAGCCGCAUUGAGUGAGGAGGGGGAGGACGUGGGGAGUGGGGAGGCUGGGGAGGAGCCGAGUUCCGGACUCCGUGUUUCUACAAGGUCCUCGCCAGGAAGGGGGCGAUUCUUGCUCCAUGCAACCUGCAGGACAGAGCUCCCCAGGGGAGGCUGAGUCCUCCUGGGGGUGAGGCAGUGUCGGAAAGGCCCAGCCCUGGGGCAGCGGGACUCAGGCAGGGAGCCUGUGAGGGGUCAGAGUGUGAGAUUUGGGAGUUCAGAGGCUCUGGUGGCCCCCAGGACUGAGAGCUUCAUGACUGUCCCUAUGCCUGAGGCCAGGCCACAUCAUCCUCUGUCUAGUGGGCAGCUCUCUGACCCACCCAAGGGCCUGUCUUUCUCGGACCCCUCCCCUCCCUGAACUGGCUACUCUGGGGGCCUGACAUCCCAGGCCACCCCCCACCCAGGGUGCUCUCACCUCCUCCUGACCCUGUCCCUUCCGGAAGGAAAGCUGGGAGAGGCUUCCUGUCAUUCUGUGAGUCCCCUUGACCCCCUCAAGGCCACUCCAAAGUGAAAGCAGUGAGUGCUUUGUCACCAUAGAUUCCUACCUGAGCCUCGUGACCAGGGCACAGGGACCUGGGUUUCUCCCGGCUUUGCCGCCGGCCUGCUGUUUGGCCCUGACUCCUCUGUGCGUCUUCAGGGUGACUCACAAAGUACUAGAGCUGGGAGGUCCAACCUCCCUCUUGGGCUGAUGACAAAAUGCAGGUGGGCCUAGCCUGGCCCUGCACCCGCUGGGAUCCCGUGCAAAUAUGUGUGAGGACAGGGCCCUGCACGGGGCCCCCCAUGAGACCCUCAGGGAAGCAUCUGUUCAGAACACGUUCCGCCCGGCGCAGGGCAGGGCUCUGGCCACAGAAGCUGUUAGGACUCCGGAGUGCAGGAGGGGUGGCGGGGUCACCGUGAUGUGGGGGACCUGUGUGCCACCCCGGGCUGCCCCUCCUGGCUGAACCUCUCUGGGCCGCUGCUUCCCGACUUGGGAAGCGGGAGGACACGCUGUGCGUCUGUCCACGGGCCAGGGAAGGGGCGGCAGUGAGACCCCUGUGAGAAAGGGCUUUGGUGACCACACGGGGGUGGGAAUGGUUAUCGGGGGAAGACCCCCGAAAGGCUCCCUGUGCUCUUUGUCAACUGCCCCGAGCCCUCCUGGGGUAACCUUUGUCCCGCCUGUAGAAACCUACCAGCACCAGGGAGAGGCGAGGCCAGGCCCCGAUGGACACCAUGCCAGGGGUCUCUCCAUCAUGAGUCAGGUUGUUCUUGGGUUAGGACGUGGGUGCUGUCAGCGUCCCCUGCCACCCAUGGGAAUCCUCCAGAGAUCUGGGACGUCCCUCGAGUGGGCCGCGUGACCAUUCCCUCUCCUUCCCUGAACUCCAGUCCUGGGGUGUGUGUGCUUGGCCACAUGUGUCUUGUGCUGUGUCCGUCUUCCGUCGCUUUGCCCCUGUGAGGACCAGCGUGGGACCACCCUGGCAUCCCAGACGCGGCUCCAGGACCCCCUGUGGGAGCCGGGUCAGCCUGGGCUCCAUCUCGCUCGGUAAAGACCAGCCACACAGACCCGCUCCCGCUGCCACUAUUAAUGCUGUGCUCACACCUCGUCCGGGAUGUUGAGGAUGUCAAACUGCUGUAGACGACUCAAUAAAUGUCUUCUCAUUUU